UGUGGAAAAGAAGAAACUGUAAAUCAUGUAAUAAUGGAGUGUUCCAUCCAUUAUACAGCAAGACGUCACAUGAUGUCAGAGUUAUUGGAGUGUGGAAUCUCUAAUAUAUCUGUACAGACUAUUCUUAACCCAAAGGAUUAUGAGUCCAUAAAGAUUUUUAUAAAGUUUCUGCGCAAGACUGGACUGUACGCAAGGAUUUAAAGGCUAAACCGAGUCCCUUAAUGACCUGAGGAGGGCAGUAAUACGCCGGUGAUGCGUCUAUGCUGCCGUAAAAUCAAAAGAAGAAGAAGAAAGAGCUCGCGUGUAAUGUGUUUGUGUAUCCUCAGUGUUUUUCUCUCUUGAGUGUUUUAUUGAGUGUAAACAGAGUCUUGUCUCUGUGUAUUUUAGUGUUGAUGAUGAGAUGGAUGUGAUGUGCUGUAAAUCAGGAACUGAUCAGGGCUUACAGGACGAGGAAUCUACUGAUCAAACCUCGACAGAGUCUCUGGAUUCUGUCUGUAACGCUGGAGAACAGCAGCAGAUCCUGCAGACCAAACUCAAGAUGUGUUCAGUCAAACUCAUCGACUUCAGGAACCUCAUGAUGAAGAUCAAAACUGAGCCAACAGAAAUAAAAACUGGACCUACAGAAAUAAAAACUGAACCUACAGCAGAUGAAUAUGAAGAAAAACAUAAUGAUGGUCAUGAUUUGAUUUCGCCAGAUGUGAAGAGUGAAUUAUGUUUGGAUGAAGAAAUUACUUCCUUGACUCUUUCCUGCAUCACCGGUGGAGAGACAUUGAGCUCACAGAGACAUUUAGAGAGAAAACACACAGAACAGAAGCAUUAUCUGAAGAAACACACCAAUGAGAGACCGUAUCAGUGCAGUGAAUGUGGAAAAACCUUUGGGUAUUCAGGUUCCUUGAAAAACCACCAGAAUAUUCACUCUGAAGAGAAACACUUUCAAUGUUUACACUGUAAUAAACAUUUCCGUCAGAAAUCUCAUUUGAUACUCCAUGAGAAAGUUCACACUGGAGAGAAACCUCAUCACUGUAGUGUAUGUAAGAAGAGUUUUAAUCAACGUCACAAUUUAGUUUCACAUCAGAGAACUCAUACAGGUGAAAAACCUUACAAAUGCUCUCAUUGUGAGAAGACGUUUACGGAGUCACGUUCUGUAAAAAUCCAUGAGAGACUUCACACUGGAGUGAAACCUUACCACUGCUCUCACUGUGGUAAGAGCUUCUCUGAUCCAUCUCAAUUCAGUGUCCAUCAGAGACUUCAUACUGGAGUGAAACCUUACCACUGCUCUCACUGUAGUAAGAGCUUCUCUGAUCCAUCUCAAUUCAGAGUCCAUCAGAGAAUUCACACUGGAGAGAAACCUUAUCAGUGUACUAUUUGCAGGAAGAGUUUUAAUCAAAAGUCAAACUUUGUAAAGCACCAGAGAAUUCAUACAGGAGAAAGACCUUACAAAUGACGCUUUUACAAUGCAUAGUAACCCACGGUUUGGUUUGGGUCAGCUCACCUCACUUUGGCUUGGUUAGCUUUUCCAUCAAGUUCCAGUAGGGCCUCACUGCAGAACACGACAUCCAGGGGCGGGGUUGGAUUUACAUCCAGGGACAGAGCUGGAUACAAAUCCAGAGAUCUCUUCCCACUGCAUUUUGAUUGGUCGGCAGUUUUACCACAAGACACGUCAUACAUGUGUUGUUGCGUUACCAUUUCCGCAUUGAGUCGUAACUUAAGUUAUUCUUUUGACAGAAAAACAAACUUUACUUAUGACUACAAUAAAAGUAGUGAUUUUAAGGUGAAAUGUAAGUGUUUUUGCUAUAAUAUUUUGGAGUAAAACAUUUCGGACACUACGAGUAAUCUUACCACAUGCAGCAUAAAUAUGCAUAAUUAUUUACAUAUAUAUGGCAAGUUAUUUAGAAAUUAAUAAAUUGAAUGUUUAUCGUGUAGGGACUUGUUUUAAACCGUCUUUGCUUACAGCCAUUAGGAAACAGGUUUCCUAAACAUGGUUUACGGUUUUUUAAAUGUACUAAUAAAAAUAUUAAAUAAAUGUGUGUUUUUAUGGGUAAUAAGUGGGACAAUGUACAGCCAAGCGUGUCGCAAAUAUAUCCCUUCAGUGACAUCACCCUGUCGGGAACGUCUCCCUUACACUAACUGUGAUCAUCACUGUCUAAAUUAUGAAUCAUUCUCAACUAUAUUAUUAAUCUUAAACUGAUAAUAGUAAACGUUGGCGACCACAGGAUGCAAUUAAUUGCGGGCUGCAACAACCCAAAUAUUCUGGUUCAUUUGGCGGAACAAAGUAUAUAAAGUGGGAGGAGUUGGAUCUAAAUCCAACCCUGCCCCCUGGAUCUCGUGUUCUGCAGUGAGGACCAUCUCUCAAGUUCAGACAGUGACACUUCAGAGUGGGAUGGAUUAUAGGCGUUCAUUAAAUUUGUGCUGCCUACUGCUGUGACAUCAUACAAUUGUGAGCGUUGUACAUUCCCAUGCAUUCAUUUAUUUCUCAGUUCACCACAAAAUAAAAAUUGACCAUCAUAAAUCGAUGUUUGCACAUCGUGUUUAUCCCUACCUCUGUCUCACUUUCUGUACAAACACCUGUGGUGUCAGUCGAUGCGCUCCGCUGAGCCUCAUUUAAGUUGCAUUUAAGCAUAUAUGCGGAUGUGCUCGUCACGAAUGUGCCGCCACAAACUGCAAGUCUGGAAAAAAACUGUUAUGGUGUUACUGAUUCUCAACCUGGAUGUUUUUCAUCGCUAAAUGGAGUUUGGGAACAUAUAGUAAAGCACAGAUAACAACAUGUUUACUCGAAAAGGCGCAAGCUAGCACUAAGGUAAAGCUAAUCUUACAUUACAGCGAUGCCGCUGGCAGUGACGAUUCAGUGCAGUUUGCAAACUUUUCUCAUCGUGAAAGUUAAUGUGCAUUUAAAAGCUCUUUAAAACAGGUCUGAACGAUAUAUCUUGUUGCGAUGAUCCGUGAGCAUUUUUGUAUAUUAUACGUUCAUAUGAGCGCAUGACUCGCUAUUCUUUUAUGCUGGUGAAUGAUCUUCGCUUCAGCGCUGACAGUGAGCUCUCUGAU
This is a messenger RNA of Paramisgurnus dabryanus, 3042 nucleotides long. NCBI's taxonomy places the organism in Eukaryota, Metazoa, Chordata, Actinopteri, Cypriniformes, Cobitidae. The record is from RefSeq and is a predicted model, not a curated record.